Molecule: messenger RNA, 976 nt
Organism: Jaculus jaculus (lesser Egyptian jerboa)
Lineage: Eukaryota; Metazoa; Chordata; Mammalia; Rodentia; Dipodidae
Gene: Sox15
Product: SRY-box transcription factor 15
Exons: 3
Coding region: 192-893 (233 amino acids)
Biological process (GO): regulation of DNA-templated transcription; cell differentiation; anatomical structure morphogenesis
Molecular function (GO): DNA-binding transcription factor activity, RNA polymerase II-specific; RNA polymerase II cis-regulatory region sequence-specific DNA binding
Source: RefSeq, a predicted model, not a curated record
CUUCAGCGGCAGAAGCAGAGCACCGGUAGGUAAGGUCAGUGGCACCUGGGCCGCCCUCCUGCUUGGUGGACUUGGAAGAGAACAUCUUCAGGACAGAGGUGCCAGACGAAGCGAAUUCGGCUCUCCAAAGGGUCGUGGCUUCGAUUUGAGGAGGGCAUUCAGGACACCCUCUUAAGGUUUACUCCCAACCCAUGGCGCUGGCCGGCUCCUCACAGGCCCAGACUUGGAACCACGAAUCUCCCGCUUCAACAGCUGCUACCUCCUCGCGGGAGCCCGAGGGCACUGGAGCAUCCCCCGGGCUUCCUCUGGAGAAGGUGAAGCGGCCCUUGAAUGCGUUCAUGGUGUGGAGCUCUGUUCAGCGCCGCCAGAUGGCGCAGCAGAACCCCAAGAUGCACAACUCCGAGAUCUCGAAGCGCCUGGGCGCCCAGUGGAAGCUGCUGGACGACGACGAGAAGCGACCCUUCGUGGAGGAGGCCAAGCGACUGCGCGCUCGCCACCUGCGCGACCACCCUGACUACAAGUACCGUCCCCGACGCAAGGCCAAGAGCUCGGGCAUAGGGUCUGCCCACUUCAGCCAGGGAGGCGGGCUGGCCUGUGGGGGCCCGCACUGGGGGCCGGGAUACGCUACUCAAGGGAGCAGAGGAUUUGGCUACCAGCCCCCCAACUACUCGACAUCCUACCUGCCUGGAAGUUACAGCUCUUCCCACUGUAGACCUGAGGCCCCUCCGCUGUGCUCCCUCCCGCAGAGUGAUCCUAGGCUCCAGGGGCAGCCGCUACCCCAACUUCCCCCUUACCUACCUCAAGCCUCUUCCAGUCCACACCACACUCCCCUCACUGGUACUGCCAUGCCUUUAGCCCACCUUGAACUGGCAGGGUCAUGGCCUUCCAGAUAAGGGUUGCAUCCUCCGCUCACCCAAGUACCAAUUCCUCAGCCCCAGGCUUUGCCAGCCUUUUCCUGUAUUGCACAGAAGCCAGA